AUGGCUGACGACGCAGAACUGCUGGCGGAGAUCCGUAGUCUCCAGGCAAACAAGUGUCCAGACUACACGAUCCCCUCGGAGGCGCGGGACUCUCAAGCAUACAAGAAUACCCUUGGAGUGGUGCGACGCGCGUGGGAGGACUACUACAAGGACUGCUGCAACCCAUCCGCGACCGAAGAUGCCUGGUCAUCUAUUCCGGGCGAGGCUCAACUACAGGCCUUCUUCCUAUGGUGCUUGCUUAAGAGGAAGGGAAAGCUGGGCGGAAAGCUUACGGUCCAGACGUUCAAGAAGUAUCUCAUUCAGCUGAGAAGGCUCUUCCGCGAUAGACAUGGUGGAACCCCAAUUUCGCUAAGGACUUCUGAAAACCUGCGCAACUACGUGAACGGAGGACUCGCGCAGAGAGGAGCUUCCCGGGAGGCUAUGCCGAGGCCAGUAGCAACGCCCGCGGUCGUCAUCGACAUCCUAUACUUCCUGUGGGCGCUCGACGAACACGAGUUCGAUCAUCCACGCAUGCGACUGCAACUUUCGUUCUCGAUCACUCUGCUCCUCUACUUCGGCAUCCGUCCCGGGGAGUUUAUCGAAUCUUCGUCUCAUUCAGGGGGCAACGAGGGUGUGUUCUACGGCGACUUGGACGUCAUGGUUUUGCUUCACGAAGGCCGACGUCGUUUCGCGAUCGAAGUGCAGCUGCGGAACCGUAAGGGGGUCCGCGGCUUGCGCGUCAAAGACACCAGCAUGGCGUUGCUCCAGGAAUUUGAACGGCCGGAACUGUGCCCAGUCGCACAGUUGUUCGCGCUAGCACUUGCGGAUGGCGCUUUCGAGGAUGUCCACAGCGCCGCCGAUAUCAGGAACAUUGCCACCCCACCGCCGGAUGUAUUUCAACGUCUCCGCGUCCGAGAGAGCAUGAAGAAAGUUCCAGUACUGCGCCGCCUAGAAGGACGUGGCAAAGCCACCUCGCAAGAGAAAAUUGCCACCUGCAAGGAGCUCGGCCCUGUAAUGGAAGCACUGGGGCACCGAGCUGGUCAUCGCGAACGUUUUACACCGUACACCAUCUGGAGGGGUCAUGGCGGUUUGCUUGACAGGGCCGUGUCAGCCGCUAGACGUCAACAGAGGAUGGGACACGCUAACUCGCAAACGUUCCAGCAUUAUCUUAAUAAGUUCUCCACCAUCGAUGGGCAGUCUAUGGUCCUGGGUCGACCUAUGGAGCAAGAUGUGCUGGACCGUGUGGCUUCAAUGGCCUCAAGUGUCGAUGUGAAUGCUCCUGAGCCAGCAGGUGCUUCCUUGACUGACACGGGACGUCACAAUCAGCGGGCAGGUCUCCAAGCCCACCGUGACGAGAGGAAACAGUACUUUGACUCGCCUUCAGCAUUUGCAACGGCCGUCGCGCGGCCAGAGCUUCACGACAAGGAGUAUGUCCUGGCAGCACAGGAAGUCUCGCGCGGCCGUCCUGUUCCAAGCGCUGUGUUCGACAGAUACCUUCAGUGGGACACGGACCGGAGCAGAAUCAUCCAGAUGUUUUACAAGCGCAAGCCGGAGCAAGGGUUGCAGCUGGAAGACAUGCUAGAGCCCCUUACAUCCAUCGCUGGCACCGACUCUAGUACAUGGAGGUACCCGGAAACAGUCCUUGGCUCAGAUGGCGGUUGGAGCGAGACACUGCUAUGUUCAAUUACCACUUGCUCUGUUGUUACAUGCGUAGGCGCAGCGAAGAGCUAA
Messenger RNA from Cercospora beticola, 1710 nucleotides. RefSeq lists its product as uncharacterized. Lineage: Eukaryota; Fungi; Ascomycota; Dothideomycetes; Mycosphaerellales; Mycosphaerellaceae. The record is from RefSeq and is a predicted model, not a curated record.